This is a messenger RNA of Panicum virgatum (switchgrass), 5066 nucleotides long. RefSeq names its product receptor-like protein 52. NCBI's taxonomy places the organism in Eukaryota, Viridiplantae, Streptophyta, Magnoliopsida, Poales, Poaceae. The record is from RefSeq and is a predicted model, not a curated record. The coding region runs from base 362 to 1753 and encodes 463 amino acids. Gene Ontology annotation, molecular function: protein binding. The transcript is spliced from 3 exons.
GACUCUAUCCAGCAGACAGACCUGCAGUGAUUGACGCGUCUGGGCUCCAUUCACGUAGUAGCAGUCUAGGUGCGGGACAGAAAUCAGGUAGCUGCGGGGAAAGCGUGCAGUUUUGUCGGAACGGGAAUCGCGCGUUGCAAAGCAAAGCGAGUCGUCGAUCGGUCAGACGUUGCGGGCUAGUGAUUGACGACGGGAGGUCUAGUCUUCGGUUCGGCAGCUGUGUCCCACUUGGGUCGUCGUUUCGUUGUUGCAGCACGUACAGCAUGCAGGCAAUCUUCGUUCCCGAUCGAACAAGCUAAGCACGGUAGCUCAGCAGCAUAUAUACCCCGGAAAACAUACAUACAGCCGGCGGAGAAUCGACAUGGCGCCACCGCGCUGCGCGUGCUGGCUUCUCCGGUUUCUCCUCCUGCAGCUCGCGCUUCUUCUUCCCUGCAGCUGCCUCGCGUCCACGCAUCAGACGGCAGCAGGCGGCGAGGCGGCGCUGCUGCUCAAGAUCAAGAGCUUGUGGGGCGACCCGCCGGCGCUGGCGGCAUGGAACGCCUCUGCUGCAGGCGUUUACUGCGACUGGCCGCGCGUGGGGUGCGACACAGCGGGGCGCGUCGCGAACCUCACCCUCGCCAGCGCCGGCAUCACGGGGCUGUUCCCGAACGCCAUCGGCAACCUCUCAGCGCUCACCUACCUCAACUUAUUCAACAACAGCAUCUUCGGCGCGUUUCCGACCGCUCUGUAUCGCUGCACAUCGAUCCAGUACCUCGAUCUGAGCUACAACAACCUCACCGGCGAGCUGCCGCCGGACAUGGGCCGAAGCCUAGGGGAGAAUCUAACCACUCUGGUCCUCGACGACAACCUGUUCAGCGGCGCCAUCCCGCCGUCCCUCGGCUCGCUUAAGGGGCUUCAGACAUUGUGUCUGUCGGACAACCCAUUCGACGCAGGUGAGCUCCCAGCAUCGUUCAAGAACCUCGUCAACCUAACCAUCUUCUGCGCCGGUAAUUGCAACCUCGUCGGGGAGUUCCCAAGCUCAGUGCUGGAGAUGGUGGAGCUGGAGCUACUGGACCUGUUCAACAACGCGUUGACCGGAAGCAUACCUCCGAGGCUAUGGAGCCUCCGCAAGUUGCAGAUACUGAAUCUGUCCUAUAACAACUUCACCGGCGACGUGGUGGUUGAUGAUGGUAAUGGCAUGGCUGCAAGGAGCUUGACUGAAAUGGACAUUUCGUCCAACUACAAGCUUACUGGAAGCAUCCCUGAAGCCUUUGGGCUCUUGGAGAACCUUACACUCUUGUACCUCAUGUUCAACAGCUUCUCGGGAGAAAUACCGGCGUCCAUCGCCCGUUUGCCGUCGCUGUGGGACCUAGAGCUGAGCAACAACCAGUUUACCGGGACACUGCCGGCGGAAUUCGGGAAGCAUUCGAACCUGGGAUAUCUUGAUGUUGGUGACAACGCGCUGACGGGCGCCCUUCCAGAAGGGUUGUGUGCCAGAGGCCAAUUCAUUUACUUCCGCGCUGACAACAACCACUUGAACGGCUCAAUCCCAGUAAGCCUGGCCAACUGUGCUACUCUUCAAACACUAUCUCUAAACAAUAACCAGCUCACGGGUGCCAUUCCGCAAGAUUUCUGCGCCGGAGGCGGCCAGUUAGAUUACCUCGGCGCUGAGAACAACCGCUUGAACGGCUCCAUCCCAUCAGGCCUAGCCAACUGUGCUACUCUCAGAAAACUCUAUCUAAGCAACAACCAGCUCACCGGAAUCGUUCCUUAAAUUAAACUUAUGCUAUUGAGUUUAGCCAGCUGGUUUGUGAACGAAGAACAUGUUUGCUUGUCUAGACUACCCUCUUCUACAACUACAAUGCGGUGAGUUCCUUUAGUUUUCUAAACCGGCUAAUCUUAUUUGUCAGAUCAUCAAAUGCAAAAGCAAUGUGACUGAACUAAGAGAGCUUGGUUUAGAUCAUGCCACCUAGUACAUUGGAAGAACAUUUAGCUAUCUAGCAGUAAAUAAAUGGAAUGAAUAUGCUUGUCUUUUUCUUUCUUUCUUUCUUAUAUCGAUCUACUUAGUUUCUUUCUUGCAUCUAUUUUGCGACAUCAACCGUGCUAUCUGUCAUGCAAGCUUGUGUUAAAAAAACAGGAUUACAUAUAUGACCUGCAGGUCGCUGGCUGUAUGAACAUUUCUUGCUUCAAUCUGUUGAUGUUCCCCUUUACAUGGUUGCCUAUGGGAGAUGAAUUGAACAAUCGAGAUUCUACAAUGUGAGCUUGAAACCACUGUGCAUUUAUUCAAAAACUAGUUAAGCAACGCAAAAAAGAAGCCUUCUUUUUGUGGCGUGCCUAAGUAAUUCAUCUCCUAUAUAUACUCCGUAGGUGAGAACUAAACACUAAUAGCCAAUGUGACAACGUGAGCAACAAAAGCUGGUUUAUUCUCAGAAAGCAAUGCAAAAAUCGCAAAUAGAACUCUUCUUCUGUCAUACUCGUACAUGAACGAAUUCGAGCAAAAACAAAAACAUCAUCUAGUUUAUCAUUGUAUAUAUCUCGAGGAAUCGUGUAAAGUUCCUUAUCGUAAUACUCAGUUGCUGAAAAGAAAAAAAAUUUAAUCGGAAGCCAGGGCAGGCAGUGUUCAGACCUGUCCACCUCUGGUGACGGUGGCGGCGAAGAAGAGGAGCGGGUUGGCGGAGCCGCCGUUGGCGUUGGCAAUGCAAAUCACUCUCAUAAUACCACACUUGUGAGAAUCCAUACCAUCCAUUAACAUAUGACCAUAAAUCUUUAACUAGGUAUGUGCCCGUGCGUUGCCACGGACGACAUAAAGUACGCCCUUAGUCCAAAUAACAAUGGAUUGAUAUUAUACAAAAGAUCCUAUUUCACAUCGGUUUUGAGCAUUUUCAAAAUUUGCUUCUAAAAGCAUAUACAACAGGGCUAGUAAGUAUAUAAUGAAGAAACAAUACAUAGACAGUUGUUCUUCAUGCAAGGUAUAUGAGGGUUCUUUUCCUCAAUUUAGUCCAUUGUCCUCCAGCUCGUUGACAAAACUGUAGGCGGAGAAAGUUGAGCAGGCCUCCAAAACCACACCAAUUGUUCCAAAGACGAUAUUCACAGUGAUUAAUGAGCACUGAAACCCGGCAUGAACAUGAUAAACCCAUAGUUUACCAAUGAUAUCACAUUUUCCACUACCAUAUAACUCGAUCAGGCCCCUCGGCACAACAUCAUAGAAACAAAGGUGGUGAAGAAUGGUCUCCAUAGGAGAGCAUUUUGCCACCUGAAAACAAUGAAGUAGAGAGAUCCCUCAGGCAUGUGAAAUACUUGAAAGAAAAUGCAAGAAAAAUGAAUAUUCCUCUGGGCUCCUUUACCUAAAUAUGCAGGAAUAAAGAGUUUUUGCCAAUACAAAAAAGGAAAAACAACCAGAUAGAAAAUUCUUCAAAACAGAUUCACAACGUCCAUUGACAAAUGGCUUAAAUAUAACGCUACUUCUAAAAUCUUUUAGAAGCAAAAGGAGUGCAGGCGAGAUGGAAAGUACAAACAGGAUUGUGGCACAAUCUGAACUGUGACUCGUCGGAAUCGAGCUCAGUCGUUGAAAUUUUGCGUUACCAAAGCAUUGUGGUGAAGUGUCCAAAUAUUCUGACCUGACAAUUUUGAUGAAAUGCAUGCAAAGAAAAGGCUUCAAUACCAUGUAAUAACUUUUAAGGGACAGUAAAACCAAAUAUGUAGAAGAUGUGUAAAAGCUAGAAAUUGCCAAUCAUGUAUGUAAAGCGUUCCUUACCUUGGCAAACAUUCUGGAUGCUGAAGGCAACACAUCAACAAUAUUCUCCUAAGCAGGCAUGGAAAUUACUUGUUCGAAAUUAGCUGCCAUCUUCUAGAUAUAAUCAAGACAAGUCUUGGCCAACAGUCAUCUCCAACAUGGCCCCUCUGAAAAACAGCCACAACUGCUAUCUACACGAGGAAUUUGAAAAAAAAAACAUUUUCAGAGUUGUAGUAGUAUGUAUUAUUGAGCAUGCAGGUUUCUUGCACUUCACCAUUGUGAAGUUGUUCUCAACUUCUAAUUAGAUACAGUUUAAUAUGUUAUGCAUUUACAAAUAGAACCACACACGAAUUACUUAUCUAUAGGGUUGAAAACGGAACAGGAAAAUCCCGUCCCGACCGGCACCGUAUACCGCUUAAUUAUCCCGUCCAGAUAUCGUUUUUGCAGGAAAAACAGAAAAAUGGGAAAAAUACGGGAAAAUCCGGCGAAACCGGGAGCGGAAGCGGUUCAAGCAUUUUCCUGACCGUAUUGCCGGUUCCCGUAUUUGGGCCGGGAAAAUCCCGCGGUAUUUUCCCACAUUAAGAGACAAAACUUCAUUUCAGCCCACAGCCCACGAAUGUUACUCGGCCCAACCCGACACCAGAACGGGCGAACCCUAAUCCCUUCCCCGCAGCCCCCACACCCCCCACGCACGCACUCCCACAGUCCAAGCCGCCGCCGCCUUGCCCCAUGGAUUCCUCGCUUAUCGCUCCCCCUCUCCGAGAGAACGCAACUCCCGCCGACUGUACCCGCCGGCAACGCCGCCGCCGCCGAUGGUGUUUGAGGACAUCCGGCUCGCCGUCGGCCUGCACCUGUCGGCCGGCCUUUUGAUAAGAAGGUGGGCUUAAUUAUGGGUAUCUUAAAGUUAUGGAGGCGCUUGCUUCGAGACAGAAUUGUGAGGUAGUAUGUAUGAUAAAUCAUGUUGGCUCAAUUGAUGUACAAAACUGCUAGUUCAAUAGUUAACAACUCACUGUAUGUUCGAAUUCCAACUCAGCUAGCUUAGAUUGUCCAAUUACAAAUGUAACUAGGAAUACCUUCUUUGACUUGUAGGAUGGAGAAGUUGCAGACUGUACUACUGCUGCCCGAAUUGGAUUUUUUAUUUGGAUUGGUCACUGGAACUGCCGAACUGGAAAUGUAGAUGCGGCGUGCAGUGUGUGUCAAAUUCUACCAUUCUCGAACUCUUUUUGAUGUGUGUAUUUGCUAGUGUGUAUGGGGUGCAUCUACUUGUUUGCAUAUAAGUUAUGCAUAGUUGUAAUUAUUUCAUCGAGCUAAAUCUUUGAAGUGGUAACAUGUGUGGUGUUCCCGUUUUGAGUUA